AUGAAAUCACGAAUUGGACAGAAGGAAUUCAACGAAAGCAGUAUGAUUCCUGGAAAGAGAUUUUUAGUAACAAACCAUCUUAAAAACCGUUUUGUUGAAGUGUAUCCUAAAAAUUUUACAAAUAUGGGGGCUGAUCGAACAUUUGCUCUUCAAGGAUAUUUAUCCAUAACCAUUCGGUAUUUUCUUUAUUCUAUUAUAUUAUAUUUUUAGACAAUUUUAUUAUGUUCGACACUACAUUAAUCUUGUUUAUCCUCAUCUACCGCUUGUGUGUGUUGCAGGUGGUGGAAAGCAUGAAUACUUUUACCCGAUCGAGUGUUUGGACUAUGUUGAA
Messenger RNA from Meloidogyne enterolobii, 331 nucleotides. Lineage: Eukaryota; Metazoa; Nematoda; Chromadorea; Rhabditida; Meloidogynidae. The record is from the annotation of a GenBank genome assembly.